Molecule: messenger RNA, 4014 nt
Organism: Jaculus jaculus (lesser Egyptian jerboa)
Lineage: Eukaryota; Metazoa; Chordata; Mammalia; Rodentia; Dipodidae
Product: aldehyde oxidase 2
Exons: 35
Coding region: 1-4014 (1337 amino acids)
Molecular function (GO): 2 iron, 2 sulfur cluster binding; iron ion binding; oxidoreductase activity
Source: RefSeq, a predicted model, not a curated record
AUGCCUUGCCCACCACAGAGCUCCGACGAGCUGGUGUUCUUUGUGAAUGGGAGGAAGGUGACCGAGAGCAAUGUGGACCCAGAAGUGACUUUGCUGGCCUUCCUACGCAAGAACUUAAGCCUCACAGGAACCAAGUAUGCCUGUGGAACAGGAAGCUGCGGGGCCUGCACGGUGAUGGUGUCUGAGCACGACCCGGUGUCCAAGAAGAUACGACAUUUCUCUGUGGCCGCAUGCCUGGUGCCCAUCUGCUCACUGUACGGGGCCGCCGUCACCACCGUGGAAGGUGUGGGGAGCAUCAAGACCAGGAUUCACCCCGUGCAGGAAAGGAUCGCCAAGAGCCACGGCACCCAGUGCGGAUUCUGCACGCCCGGCAUGGUAAUGUCCAUGUACACUCUGCUGAGGAACCAUCCGCAGCCCUCGGAGGAGCAGCUCAUGGAAGCCCUGGGGGGUAACCUUUGCCGCUGCACUGGGUAUCGGCCAAUUCUUGAGAGUGGCAGGACCUUCUGUACCUCGGUGAGUGGCUGUCCGCAGAAAGGAACAGGAAAAUGUUGCCUGGACCAGACGGAAGAUGACUCCUCCCCACUUGGCGACAAACAUGAUAUGUGCACGGAGCUGUUUGCAAAAGAGGAAUUUCAGCCCUUGGACCCGACCCAGGAGCUCAUAUUUCCCCCAGAACUCUUGAGGAUGGCUGAGAACUCAGAGAAAGAAACCCUGACCUUUUAUGGAGAGAGAGUUACCUGGAUCUCCCCCGGGACCCUCCAGGAUCUCUUGGAACUGAAAGCGAAGCACUCUGAAGCCCCUCUCGUCCUGGGCAACACGUCUCUAGGACCAGCAAUGAAAUCUCAAGGACACUUCUACCCAGUUCUCCUCUCUCCUGCUAGGAUCUCGGAGCUGAGGGUGGUGUCGACAACUAGCGAUGGACUGACGAUCGGCGCGGGCUGCAGCCUGGCUCAAGUGAAGGACGUCUUGAGCGAGAGCAUCGCUCAGCUCCCGGGGGAGAAAACCCGGACUUACCGCGCCCUCCUGAAGCACCUGCGGAGCCUGGCGGGCCAGCAGGUCCGGAACGUGGCGACCUUAGGUGGACAUAUUGUAAGCCGGCACUGCUAUUCAGACCUGAACCCUAUCUUCGCUGUGGGCAACACUACCCUCAAUCUGCUAUCAGAAGAAGGUACUCGGCAGAUUCCUCUAGACCGACAUUUUCUGGCUGGAUUGACACAGAGCGCAGACCUGAAGGCACAGGAGAUCCUGGAGUCCGUGCACCUCCCUUACUCUCAAAAGUGGGAGUUCGUGUCUGCCUUCCGACAGGCCCAGUGCCACCAGAAUGCCUUGUCCCAUGUAAAUGCUGGCAUGAGAGUCCUGUUCAAAGAAGGCACAGACAUCAUCAAGGACCUGAGCAUCGCCUUCGGAGGGGCGGGGCCUGCCACACGCAUUGCUCACAAGUCCUGCCAGCAGCUCCUCGGCAGGCGCUGGAAUGAAAUGAUGGUAGAUGAGGCCUGCAGGCUGCUUCUGGAUGAAGUCUCCCUUCCCGGCUCGGCUCUGGGAGGCAAGGUGGAGUUCAAGAGAACGCUGCUCGUGAGCUUCUUCUUCAAGUUCUACCUACAGGUUUUGCAGGAACUGAAGGCUCAACUGAAGCUGCUCUCUCUGCCUGAAAGCUGGGACAGCCAGCCUCAUCCAGACAUCGCAGAAAGAUUCCUAAGUGCGCUGGAGGACUUCCAGGUCACAAUACCCCAGGGAGUCCAAACAUACCAGAAAGUGGACUCUCACCAACCUCUCCAAGAUCCAGUUGGACGCCCCGUCAUGCACCUGUCAGGACUGAAACAUGCCACAGGGGAAGCCAUAUUUUGCGACGACAUCCCCAGAGUGGAUAAAGAACUGUUCAUGGCUUUGGUGACCAGCACCAGGGCCCAUGCAAAAAUCAUAUCGAUUGACUCAGCUGAGGUCCUUGCACUACCUGGUGUGGUUGACGUGGUAACAGCUGAAGACAUUCCGGGCACCAAUGGUUCUGAAGAUGAAAAAUUGUUGGCUGUAGAUGAGGUACUUUGCGUGGGCCAGGUCAUCUGUGCGGUGGUCGCGGAGACUGACGUGCAGGCAAAAAGAGCUGUCAAGAAGAUCAAGAUUACCUAUGAGGAUCUGGAGCCUGUGGUUUUCACCAUCGAGGAUGCCAUAAAACACAAUUCUUUCCUGUGCCCUGAAAAAAAGCUUGAGAAAGGAAACAUCGAGGAGGCAUUUAACAACGUGGAUCAAAUUGUUGAAGGAGAGGUCCACGUAGGAGGACAAGAACAUUUUUACAUGGAAACACAAAGAGUGCUCGUCAUCCCAAAGUCAGAGGACAAAGAACUGGACAUUUAUGUGUCCGCACAGGAUCCAGCCCAUGUGCAGAAAACAGUGUCCUCUACUUUGAACAUCCCCUUCAACAGGAUUGCCUGCCACGUAAAACGAGUGGGUGGAGGCUUUGGAGGGAAAGUGGUAAGACCCGCUGCUUUGGGAGCCAUUGCAGCAGUGGGGGCCACCAAAACUGGCCAUCCCAUUCGUCUUGUUCUGGAUCGUGAAGAUGACAUGUUAAUAACUGGAGGGAGGCACCCAUUAUUUGGAAAAUAUAAAGUGGGAUUCAUGAACAACGGGCGAAUCAAAGCUCUAGACAUCGAGUGCUACAUCAACGGAGGCUGCAUGCUGGAUGACUCAGAGCUGGUAACGGAAUUUCUUGUACUAAAGCUGGAAAAUGCAUACAAAAUCCGCAACCUCAGAUUCCGAGGUCGAGCAUGCAUGACAAAUUUACCAUCUAAUACAGCCUUUCGAGGGUUUGGCUUCCCACAAGGGACCCUGAUGACAGAAUCUUGCAUCACAGCUGUGGCAGCCAAAUGUGGGCUUCCACCAGAAAAGAUCAGGGAGAAAAAUAUGUACAAAACAGUGGAUAAGACCAUCUACAAACAAGCAUUCAGCCCUGAGGCUCUGAUCAAAUGUUGGAACGAAUGUCUGGACAAGUCUUCCUUUCGCAGCAGAAGGAUGCACGUGGAGGAGUUCAACAAGAGGAACUACUGGAAAAAGAGAGGCAUCGCAAUCGUCCCCAUGAAGUUUUCCGUAGGCUUUGCAGCGACAAGCUAUCAUCAGGCAGCUGCACUCGUCCAUAUCUACACAGAUGGCUCUGUGCUGGUCACACAUGGAGGCAAUGAACUGGGACAAGGUAUUCACACCAAAAUGUUACAGGUGGCCAGCCGAGAAUUAAGAAUACCCAUGUCUUACAUGCACAUCUGUGAGACAAGCACUGUGACCGUGCCUAACACAAUCGCCACGGCAGCAUCCAUCGGCGCAGAUGUCAAUGGCAGAGCCGUGCAGAAUGCUUGUCAGACACUUCUGAAACGCCUUCAGCCCAUCAUUAAGAAAAAUCCAGAAGGCAUAUGGGAAGACUGGAUAGAAGCAGCAUUUGAACAAAGAAUCAGUCUUUCAGCCACUGGAUAUUUCAGGGGCUACAAGGCCUUCAUGAACUGGGAGGAGGGGGAGGGCGACCCAUUUCCAUACUAUGUCUAUGGAGCUGCAUGUUCUGAAGUUGAAAUUGAUUGUCUGACAGGUGCUCACAAGAAAAUCAGAACGGAUAUCGUCAUGGAUGCUUGUUGCAGCCUAAAUCCAGCUAUUGAUAUUGGGCAGAUAGAAGGUUCGUUUAUUCAAGGAAUGGGCCUUUAUACCACCGAAGAGCUGCAAUAUUCCCCAGAAGGUGUCCUAUACACUCGGAGCCCAGAUGAGUACAAAAUCCCAACCAUCACAGAUGUUCCUGAGCAAUUCAACGUUUCCUUAUUGCCAUCAUCCCAAACACCACUGACCAUCUACUCAUCCAAGGGCCUUGGGGAAUCCGGGAUGUUCCUUGGGUCAUCUGUGUUCUUUGCCAUCACGGAUGCAGUGGCCGCAGCACGCAGAGAAAGGGGUCUAGCCGAGGACUUCACAGUGAGGAGCCCAGCAACGCCAGAGUGGGUUCGGAUGGCCUGUGCCGAUCGGUUCACCGACAUGGUAGGAAGUCACUAA